Dovyalis caffra is the source of this 483-nucleotide messenger RNA. The record is from the annotation of a GenBank genome assembly. Lineage: Eukaryota; Viridiplantae; Streptophyta; Magnoliopsida; Malpighiales; Salicaceae.
AUGGCUACCAUAACCCACUGUAUAUCCUUCUCAGCGGUCUUUCUUGCCACGAUCACCAUCCUCUGUGCCGGCCAAGUCACCGCAUCUGACUUUUGUAAAGGUGCAAGUUACAAACCGCUUUGCAGGUCACUUGCAAAGGGAUUUUCCAAUGCAGAAGAAGCUACCAAAGCCAGCAUCAACAAUCUUAUCGUCCAAACAUACCGUGCAAGGGCUAGCGCUAGUAGGCUUGGGAAAGAUCAGAAAGCCCAAACCUGUGUCGAGAAUUAUGAUGAUGCCAUUGAUAGCCUAAAAAAAUCUUUAAAAUUCCUUCAGGCACGCGACAAGGGCAGUGUACGGACCUUCAUCUCUGCGUCAAUUUCUGCUUAUUCGACUUGUACUGAUGCUUACGAAGAGUUUGGUGUUCAUUGUCCUUUCAGCCGCAGCAAUACACUCAUGGAACAUACUGCCUCUAGCUGCUUGUCAAUCUAUAGCAACGUUCGCUGA